Messenger RNA from Rotaria sp. Silwood1, 1014 nucleotides. NCBI's taxonomy places the organism in Eukaryota, Metazoa, Rotifera, Eurotatoria, Philodinida, Philodinidae. The record is from the annotation of a GenBank genome assembly.
AUGAAAAAUCGGCGAUUCAUUCAUGUCAUCUUGGCUGGUCUUCUUGGUUUAUUUGUAAUUUUUAUUAUAUCAAGUUUUAUUUAUACGUCACCUUCGGUUGUUUUACCUUUAAAAAUCGAUUAUCGACGACGACCUGAAUGUACAUGUGUAAGAUCUGAGUUACCUUCAUUAUUAUCUGUUUUAAAAUCUGAACAAAACGAUAGUCAAACAUCUCUUUGUAGUCAAUAUGCCACACAACGAGGACCUCAUCAACGUAUUAUUUCAAUCAGUCUUUUUGGCCCAAAGGAAAAUAAAAUGUUUCAAUUUAAUCGAUCACUUAAUUUUCUUCAUGAACUUAUACAAGAUCUGAAUAUGAGAUAUUCUGAUGGAUUUGUAUUACGUAUUUAUCAUGAUAAUACAACCAAUACAACAGAUAUUAUUUGUCCUAUUGAAUGUAACCAUUCAAAUGUGGAUUUUUGUGAGAUGAAUCAUAAACUUUAUAUUCCACCAAAAAUUUGGCGUUUUAUACCAGCUGGUGAUCCAUUAGUUGAUGUCAUGAUGAGUCGUGAUCUUGAUUCAGCAUUAACAAAACGAGAACGUGAAGCUGUUGAUGUAUGGCUUGCUUCGAAUAAAUCAUUUCAUGCUAUGCGUGAUCAUCCUAUGCAUAGCGUACCUAUGCUUGGUGGUAUGUGGGGUUUUCGACCAUCAUUGAAUCGAAACUUAUCCCGUUUAAUACACGAUAAAAUUCAUAAUCAAGAUUUAAUUAGAAAUUAUACUGGUCGUGCUGAUCAAGGAUUUCUUGCUGCUCAUAUUUGGCCAUUUGCAAAAGCAAGUGCUAUUGCACAUGAUAGCUUUUCUUGUGCACAUGGAUUUGGACAUCCAGCACAGCCAUUUCCAACACAACGACCAUUAGCUAAUGAAACAAAUUGUUUUGUAGGUUGUGUGCGACCAUGUUGUGGUCAUGGAAGAAUGCCAUUUGGCCAAUGUCCAAUACAAUGUCGACCAAACGAACAUCCAGAAUGGAUUUAUUGUUAG